GAAUUGAUAGGCGCUAGUCUUGAUGCUGAUUGGGCCCAGGUGCUGUCGGUCAGCACGCAUUGUGGUUUACGUCACGGCGUAUCGAGGUUGCGCUAAAAGAAAAGAGGAGGGUCUACAGGAGAGUCAUUUUAUUUAUUUCUUUGUUUCGAGUAGAAUAAUAAUAAUAGUGAUACAAUUUUAUUAUUAUUAUUAUUUUUUUUUAAAAUUACAAGUCAAAAAAACUGGAAAGGGUUACUGGGGGAUAUAGAGGCCCGAAGCGAAGGGGAGGAGGAUGAAGCGGCGCAAUGCGGACUGCAGCAAACUCCGGCGGCCGUUAAAACGGAACCGAAUCACCGAGGGCAUCUACGGCAGCACCUUCUUGUACCUGAAGUUCCUGGUUGUCUGGGCACUGGUGUUGUUGGCGGAUUUCGUCCUGGAGUUCAGAUUCGAAUACCUGUGGCCGUUCUGGCUGUUUAUCAGAAGUGUUUAUGACUCCUUCAGAUACCAGGGUCUGGCGUUUUCAGUGUUUUUUGUUUGUGUAGCAUUCACGUCAGAUAUAAUAUGCCUACUCUUCAUACCUGUACAAUGGCUAUUCUUUGCUGCCAGUACGUACGUUUGGGUACAGUAUGUGUGGCACACAGAAAGGGGAGUAUGUUUACCCACAGUAUCACUAUGGAUACUGUUUGUUUAUAUAGAAGCUGCAAUCAGAUUUAAGGAUCUGAAAAAUUUUCAUGUGGACUUAUGUCGUCCUUUUGCUGCACACUGCAUUGGGUAUCCUGUUGUGACACUGGGCUUUGGUUUCAAAAGUUACGUCAGCUACAAGAUGCGAUUAAGAAAACAAAAGGAAGUUCAGAAAGAGAAUGAGUUCUAUAUGCAGCUUCUUCAGCAGGCUUUGCCUCCAGAGCAGCAGAUGCUUCAGAGGCAGGAGAGGGAAGCAGAGGAAGCUGCAGCAGCCAAAGGGAUCUCAGAAGUGGAUUCCACGCUGAUUUCACAGCAGAACGGGGGAAUCCCAGCCAGUAAAAAACUGGUCACAACAUUACCAGAACUUGAAUACAGAGAAAAAGGGAAAGAUAAGGACAAAGAGGCGAAAAAACAGAACCUUGGAAUAAAUAACAAUAUUUUACAGUCCGUAGACUCUAAAGUACAAGAAAUUGAAUACAUGGAAAAUCAUAUCAAUAAUAAGAGAUUGAAUAACGAUCUCGUGGGGAGUACAGAAAACCUCUUGAAAGAGGAGCUUUGUAUGGCCUCCUCAAAAAAUUACAAGAACGCCAGCGGGACAGGCAACUCGUCUCCUCGCAGCCACAGCGCGUCCAAUGGGAGUAUUCCCUCAUCUUCAUCCAAUAAGAAUGAGAAGAAACAGAAGAUCACCAGUAAGAGUCCGAGCACUCACAAGGAUUUAAUGGAAAACUGUAUACCUAAUAACCAGCUGAGCAAACCUGAUACACUAGUACGGCUGGAGCAGGACAUAAAGAAGCUGAAGGCAGACCUGCAGGCCAGCAGACAGGUUGAACAGGAGCUACGCAGCCAGAUCAGCUCGUUGAGCACCACAGAGCGCAGUAUCCGUUCCGAGCUUGGUCAGCUUCGUCAGGAGAACGAGCUGCUGCAGAACAAGUUGCACAAUGCUGUACAGGCGAAACAGAAAGAUAAACAGACUAUCAGCCAGUUGGAGAAGAGGCUGAAAAUGGAGCAGGAAGCGCGGGCUAUUGCAGAAAAACAACUGGCAGAGGAAAAGAAACGAAAGAAACUUGAGGAGGCGACAGCGGCUCGAGCAGUGGCACUUGCUGCUGCUACCAGAGGGGAGUGCACAGAAUCGCUCAGGAGUCGCAUCAGGGAGCUGGAGACAGAGUGUAAAAAAUUAACAAUCGAUAUGAAAGUCAAAGAGGAGCAGAUCCGAGAUUUAGAAAUGAAAGUGCAGGAACUGCGGAAAUACAAGGAAAGUGAAAAAGAUACAGAAGUGUUGAUGUCGGCUCUUUCAGCCAUGCAAGAUAAAACACAGCACUUAGAAAACAGCUUGAGUGCAGAGACCAGGAUUAAACUGGACUUGUUCUCAGCGCUAGGGGAUGCCAAACGACAGCUUGAAAUUGCACAAGGGCAAAUAAUCCAGAAAGACCAGGAGAUCAAGGACCUGAAACAGAAGAUUGCCGAGGUGAUGGCAGUGAUGCCCAGCAUUACAUACAGUGCAGACACCAACAAUCUGAACCCUGUCGCUCCACACUACUCCUCCAAGUUCAUGGAUACUAGCCCCUCCGGACUGGAUCCAAACGCCUCCGUUUACCAGCCCCUGAAGAAGUGAAUGCCACCUUUCUCUUUGCCCUGUUGAAGAGUUUUUGUUUUUUACUUUUUUUUUUUUUUUUUUUUCUGGUCAAGAAGACAUUGUAUUGUGUGACUGUAUUUGUUGUAGUUAAAACACACAAAAAAAAAAAAAAAAAAAAAAAAAAAAAAGACCUCACAUGUCGACUAGAACUGCCCAAUGGUUUCUUUCUUGUAAAUUUCUAGAUAACCUCACAGAACUUGGCAUAUUUGUUUUGGUCAGUGCAUUGAUGCUUAAAGGUGUUUUGUUUUGUUUUUUCUCCUCUCCUUGGUUGCCCAUUUUGCCUUUGUUUCUCUUUUCACUUGGUUUCCUCUUGAAUGUUUUUUUUUUCCCCAUAUACUUACAGUUUCAUCUUUCUUCACUCUCUCUUCUGAUCUGUUCCGGGUAAGUAAAUAUAUAAAUCUGAUCUGAAUAAAUAAUCUUUAUCUGUGAACUUUAAAAAGAAUAGUGUCUAAAGUGCAACAUGGCACCCUUUCUGUGUAGACUGUUUAUAGUCUCUCUGUCAAGAGAACUAUAAUUUUGAAUACAGAGGAUUCAAGAUCAAGGGUAGAACUUGCAUGACCGUACUUUAGAUUGGCCAGAUAGAGGAAUGGUAAACCGUGUCCCAGGAGCUUAAUACUAAUCUCGUUGUUUUAAACUAGAGCACUUCAGUUCAUCUAAGAUCUGUACAAGUUGAACUAUCAAUUUUAAAGAUCUGACGGUGGUAUACAUAAUAAGCUGAGGCAGGCUCUUGUAUUCCAUACCGCAGUCACAAUUUUAUAAAAAGGUUUCAGAUCAAAAACGGAUGAAGGGUUGAUGAGAAGUGAGUGUGUGAACAAUGUCAUUCCAUUACGCAAAUAAUAUAUACAGAUCACCCCUUACUGGACCAGUCUGAUUGAGAGGUACCUUUCAAGUCAUAAAGUGGGAAUAACUAUGAUGACAAGGUUAAUAUUGAAAUGGUGGAUGCUGAAUCUGCUUGUGCUGUUUUUAGUUACCGAGUUGUCUUUUUGACAGUGCCUUGAAAAUAGACACGUUUCAAGAGAAAAGACCUCAGUUCUCAUUCUCCUUUUCAAUUAUACCACAGUCUACUGCAAUAUAAGCAGUCUAGACACAAAACUAUAGCAUGACUGCUUCAUUUAAAUUGUAGUAUUCUUUUUGUUUAUUAUUAUUAUUAUUUGCCUGAAAGAUGUUGCAUCCUACAAGGCAUGAUGUGAGAAAGGGAAACAAACAUUUAAUUUAAGAUGGAUUUUAGUGCAAUUUCUAGGCUUUUGACCUGCCAAUUACAAUUUACAUUUCUAGCAUUUUUUUUUUUUUUUCAGUGUGUUUUAAGGUUAGCAUCCACUUGUGUUUUGUAAGCAUCUUUUAUUACAGCUGAAUAUUGGGUUCAGCUUUUGUGCCAAGAAAAUACUUUAUUUUCCUGAAAUGUUUUCAUGCGUUUGUGUAAAAGUUAAAUGUAUUACAAAUACAUUGGCAAGAGCUGCUGAUAAUAGUAAAUUAAAGGUGUUAUGCUUGGAAAAAUAUACGUUACUUAAAUUUCAAAGAGAAGCAAUACUGAACCAUAGACUCUGUUGCCACGCAUUUGCAGUAGACUCUAACGAUUUGACAAAGUAUUUUUCUUUUGUUAAAAUGGUAUUGUAUACAUUGUGUAUUUGUCACCAUGGAAAAGUGUUGCGGAAUUCAGUUGUAUCAUGGGUUCAUGAAGCUUUGUGCAGAACUUGGAAUAUUGUCACUGACUUAAUGCUGAGGGGAAAUACUUUUCGUUCUUUUUGUUUGGCUGCCAUUUCGGCGUGUUUCUUUAUAUAACUGAUCUUGGCUGCAUUCUUUUUCUGUGGGGUUUACAAGGAAUAAACAUUUUCUUGCAGAUGAUAAA
Messenger RNA from Acipenser ruthenus (sterlet), 4139 nucleotides. Its product is annotated as macoilin. The transcript has 11 exons. Gene Ontology annotation, biological process: neuronal signal transduction. Bases 272 to 2272 code for a protein of 666 amino acids. Gene Ontology annotation, cellular component: rough endoplasmic reticulum membrane. Lineage: Eukaryota; Metazoa; Chordata; Actinopteri; Acipenseriformes; Acipenseridae. The record is from RefSeq and is a predicted model, not a curated record.